CUGCCUAGGCGGAAAGUUUCCGAGAGUAGCGCGGGAGCUGAGAAGUUGGAGGCUCGGGUUCAUCUGCGGAAGGCCUUGAGCAGUUUGUUCCGCUGUCUUCCUGCUUCCAGGUUCCCCGACUGCGUCCCCACGAACUCCCCGUCCUUACCGCUUGCUGCUGUGGAGUGCCUCGCUGUCUCCCAGGUCCCCGAGUGAGCGUCGAGUGGGACCUCUGUGGCGAAGGAAGGCCUGUGUGGGUGGCACUGAGAGGUUCCUGGUUUCAGAGAAGAUGACCGAAGAACUGGAUUUCCUGGGACAGGACUCUGAUGGGGGUAGUGAGGAAGUGGUCCUAACUCCUGCAGAGCUCAUUGAAAGGUUGGAGCAGGCCUGGAUGAAUGAAAAGUUUGCCCCUGAGCUGCUGGAGAGCAAGCCUGAGAUUGUAGAAUGUGUCGUGGAACAGCUGGAGCACAUGGAAGAAAAUCUCAGGAGAGCCAAAAGGGAGGACCUGAAGGUCAGCAUCCACCAAAUGGAGAUGGAGAGGAUCCGCUACGUCCUCAGCAGCUACUUGCGGUGUCGCCUCAUGAAGAUAGAGAAGUUUUUCCCUCAUGUCCUUGAGAAGGAGAAAACCCGGCCCGAGGGGGAGCCUUCCAGCCUCUCCCCGGAAGAGUUGGCCUUUGCCAGAGAGUUCAUGGUGAACACAGAGACCUAUCUGAAAAAUGUCGCCUUGAAGCACAUGCCCCCUAACUUACAGAAGGUGGACCUCUUUCGGGCAGCUGCUGCCCUGUACGUGUCCGACUGCACGAAGCCCUUUACAUCCUCUAAAGCCACAGUAAAUUGCUCCAUUUCCUAAGUUACCUCUUCAAGAAGACUGGUUUUGAUAUGUCAUUUUUAAAUAAAGGAGAAGUUGAAUUUCAAAACCAAGUGGAACAGGAAAUGAUGUGACUUGGUUGACAUUGAUGUUAACAUUUGGUUCAUGGUGAGUGUUUUGCUUUCUUGUUAAAAACUCGCCGCUAAAAGCAUGACAGAACAUUUUAUCAAAUGAUGGCAUCAUCCUUUACCAUAAGUUUGCCCCUAGUAAGACAGCUCUUCCUGAGACGUGCUUGCAGGUCCCUGUGUGGGUUUUCCCACUGCAGUCAUCAUCCGUCAUCUGUGAUGAAGUUUGAUGCGUUUACUCCAUGCUCAUGCCGCAGCAGCCCACCUGGCUUUGGCAUCGCCCUCAGAGGCAUCAAACUUUCCCAGCUGCAAUGUACAAGAGUUAGCCAGUAAGCUUGCAGAGUGCUUUGGUGUUUUUUUUUUUUUUGGUUUUUUUUUUUUGAGAUGUCGCC
Cercocebus atys (sooty mangabey) is the source of this 1304-nucleotide messenger RNA. RefSeq names its product GINS complex subunit 4 (Sld5 homolog) (gene GINS4). Bases 269 to 829 code for a protein of 186 amino acids. Gene Ontology annotation, cellular component: GINS complex. Lineage: Eukaryota; Metazoa; Chordata; Mammalia; Primates; Cercopithecidae. The record is from RefSeq and is a predicted model, not a curated record. The transcript is spliced from 7 exons. Gene Ontology annotation, biological process: double-strand break repair via break-induced replication; DNA-templated DNA replication.